Messenger RNA from Perkinsus marinus ATCC 50983, 895 nucleotides. RefSeq lists its product as hypothetical. Lineage: Eukaryota; Perkinsozoa; Perkinsida; Perkinsidae. The transcript has a single exon. The record is from RefSeq and is a predicted model, not a curated record. Gene Ontology annotation, molecular function: transmembrane transporter activity. Gene Ontology annotation, cellular component: membrane. The annotation marks the transcript as partial. Gene Ontology annotation, biological process: transmembrane transport; oligopeptide transport.
AUGUCUGUAUCUGGUAGCAACAGUGGUAAAUCGUACUCGUGGACUGAUGUUUCGGGUAACGUGUACUACUAUUACAAGCAUCCUAUGACCAAGGCUGUUUUGUUCAUUUUACUACAGGAAUUAUGUGAACGUUUGGCCUUCUACGGGUUGAUGCCCAACCUUCAGAUUUUCCUCAAGGAGUAUCUUGGGGUUGAUGACGCUGGUGCUAAUUCGUAUAUCUCUACGUUCAACGCUAUCCUUUAUGUUACUCCACUUCUCUCUGCUGUGAUAUCGGAUACGAUACUUGGACUCUAUCUCACUAUUCUGGCAUUCUCCUUCGUUUACAUGGCGGGUUUGGCUCUUCUAACGCUGUCUACGAUACAUUCGAUUAGUCAGCCGUGGAUGAUCCAUGUCUCACUACUCUUCCUAAUCGCAUUUGGUGCGGGUGGAAUUAAGAGUUGUGUGAAUGUCAUGGGAGCUCAACAGUUCCAUCCUGAGGAGCAUAAAGAUCUUAUUACAAGGUAUUACACCUAUUUCUAUGCUUCUAUCAAUCUUGGUUCUAUUGUUGGUGGUAUUGUCACUCCGAUUUUGGUCGAAUCGGUCUCUUUCACUGCAAGCUUUUCUUUCCCUUUAGUUGCCUUUAUCAUUGCAACGAUUGUUUUUAUUGGGGGUAACUUGAUGGGUCGUUAUGUCAAGCCUAAGCCUCAGGGAUCUGCUGUAUUGGAGAUCCUCAAGGUACUCUUCUUUUCUAUUACGAGGUGCUCCCUGGAAAAGAACAAGGAGUCCAAUGGUGGUCGUUUCAAGGAUGGUUUCAUUGAGGAUGCAAAGGCACUCUUCCGAUUGGUGCCUUUAUUUUCCCUCAUUAUACCUUUCGUGAUGGCUUACAAUAACAUGACGACAGCUUUCCUAACUCAAG